This is a messenger RNA of Bipolaris victoriae FI3, 1185 nucleotides long. RefSeq lists its product as hypothetical. NCBI's taxonomy places the organism in Eukaryota, Fungi, Ascomycota, Dothideomycetes, Pleosporales, Pleosporaceae. Gene Ontology annotation, biological process: D-sorbitol catabolic process. Gene Ontology annotation, molecular function: L-iditol 2-dehydrogenase (NAD+) activity; zinc ion binding. The transcript has 5 exons. The record is from RefSeq and is a predicted model, not a curated record. The coding region runs from base 1 to 1185 and encodes 394 amino acids.
AUGGCGCCCUCAGCUCUAGCAGAUAUCUGCCCAAUCCCAGCAAGGCACUACACAAAGUCUUCGACCGUCGUAGCGUCGGUCUUGCAUGGGCCAAGGGAUUUGCGGUUGGAAACUCGAACAAUCUCAGAUCCCGCCGCCAAUGAACUCCAGAUCGCUAUCAAAGCCACCGGGCUGUGCGGCAGUGAUUGCUCAUACUACAGCAAGUUCCGCAACGGCGAUCUGCAGGCUUGUGAGCCUUUAUCGCUAGGCCACGAGUCUGCUGGAGUUGUUGUGGCCAUCGGCAACAAUGUCACUGGCUACCAGAUUGGCGACCGUGUUGCACUCGAGGUUGGUGUGCCGUGUGAUAACUGCCGGUCAUGCCAGAGGGGCCGCUACAACCUCUGCCCUAAGAUGAGGUUCCGAAGUAGUGCCAAAUCUGUACCUCACUUUCAGGGGACCCUUCAGGAACGCAUCAACCAUCCUGCAAAAUGGUGCCACAAACUCCCUUCACACGUAUCCAUGGAGUCGGCUGCGCUUUUGGAGCCACUUUCGGUUGCGAUCCAUGCAACCAGGAGAGCUCAGAUUGAGCAGGGUGACACUGCAAUCGUCUUCGGCGCAGGUACUGUUGGUCUUCUGACUGCUGCCAUGGCCAAGGUGUCUGGUGCCACAACGGUUGUCAUUGCCGAUAUUGAUUAUGGACGCAUAAAUUAUGCUCUAGCGAACGGCUUCGCGAAUAAGGGUUACAUCGUGACUGCACAAGCACAAGCAACCGAAGGCGCGGAGCAGUUUGCUGCUGCAAAGGAGCUUGCUGCAGACAUUAUGCAGAUUGCGUCGCUGAACGAGAUUGACUUUGAAGGCGCCGAUGUGACGUUUGACUGUACUGGCAAGGAGGUGUGCAUGCAAGCCGGACUUUAUGCAACCAGACCCGGCGGCAAGCUGAUCAUGGUCGGCAUGGGCACACCGAUUCAAACUCUUCCCAUGUCAGCAUCACAUUUGAAAGAAGUUGACAUCAUCGGGAUUUUCCGAUACGCAAACACCUACCCAACAGGUAUCAAGAUCCUGUCCGCAGGUGUCCUCCCGAGCCUCGACAACAUGAUUACGCACAGAUACCAUGGCCUCGCUUCAACCAAAGAAGCUUUCGAGCUCGCCGGAAAGACCAUGGACAAGGACGGCAACUUGGUUGUCAAAGUCCUUGUUGAGAUGUAA